Molecule: messenger RNA, 1881 nt
Organism: Prosopis cineraria
Lineage: Eukaryota; Viridiplantae; Streptophyta; Magnoliopsida; Fabales; Fabaceae
Exons: 7
Coding region: 238-1791 (517 amino acids)
Molecular function (GO): catalytic activity
Source: RefSeq, a predicted model, not a curated record
AUGGUGGAGUUGGUUUUGUCCUACGAAGAAGUCAACGGGGAGCAUCUCAAUCUAGCAAGCUAGUGCUUAACAAUCCCUAAACAUCGUCAGCGAUCAUCAUCUUCUCAUAAUUACUCCACCCGUCUUGAAUUCAAAUCACAGUGCACUGUCUGUUCCCCAUUAACAGAAGAAGAACAGACACUGUUUAUGGCUGCCGCUUGUGGAAGUGUAUAGCGCCGUGGCAGGACCCGUAUCAAAAUGAGACUUCUUCCCAAACAAACAAUCCUAUUACUAGCUUUCUUUAUCUUUUUCACCCCUCUUUCCCACUCACGUGCCCCAGAAGUCUCCCGCCGGCACUGCAAAGCAUGGCUCGUGCAAUCCAUUCCCACCGAUAUGUCCUACCUCUCCCGCGUUCCCGGCGUUCUCUCUACUGGGGAUGUGCUCCGGUGGCUCGCGGCGAACUCUACUCGGCGACUUGACAUUAUUGCUCAAUACUGGCAGCUGGUGGCUUCUCCCCAUAAUCCUCGCUCAGGAGAUUACGGCUACUCCGAAAGUGAUAUGCACAAAUUUGGUGCCCAUGAAGGUGCUGCCGUUUAUAAAGCCAUAGAUAAUGCUGCUGAUCGUAAUAUUAGGAUCAGGUUGCUGUCUCAUUCAGGAGUAUAUCCAGACUUCACGAAAGAACCAUCUAAACUCGCUUCAGGAAGGUCAAAUGUUAAGAAUGUGACCUUGUUGCUGGGAGAUUGGUGGGGUUCGGGAAUUGUUCAUGCCAAAGUCUGGAUAUCAGAUAACCGGGACGUAUAUAUUGGAUCUGCAAACAAUGACUGGAAAUCACUUACUCAGGUUAAGGAAGUUGGAAUCUAUCUUACUGGUUGCCCAAGAAUAGCUAAAAGAGUUGAAGUCUACUUCAACAAUUUAUGGACACUCGCAUCUCUUAAUUCUUCAGCUUACACAAAAACAGUAUUUGAUCAACAGUGGCAAGUUGAAAGAAAGGUUCCUUGCUGGUCACAUUUCGUUGAGCCAACAAGGAGAUGCGAGUCUCCUCUUCCUCGGUAUGUAGAGACUCCCCAUGUUGCAGGGUAUCCUGUUCUCUCUGAUCCCUACAUGUUUAGAGUUUCAAUUGAGACUCCUGGAAGCAACUGUUCAACAAAGCUUCCCCGAGCUAGCUAUCUCUCCUUUGCCCCUCCUGAGCUGUCAUUUGGCAAGUAUCAGGCUGAUGAACAGGCUUGGGUCGAUACAAUUAAAUCUGUGGGAAUGAAGGAGACAGUUAGGAUCAACACCAUGGACUGGCUGGGUCAGUCACAGUAUGCUGACCAAACUGUUUACUGGUCAUCCCUAUCCUCUGCGAUAUCAGAGGUUGUGUUUUCCAAGAAUGCAACAGUAAAAAUAUUGGUGGCUUAUUGGAGUCACUUCAUCAGUAGCACGGAUGUGUACCUGAAGUAUCUCCUAUACUCCAACAAUCUCUGCUCAUCUUCAAAGUACCAUAAAUGCUCUGGAAAAGUUGAGAUCAAGUACUAUGUGGUUCCAGGUUUCAAUUCGACAGGGCCUGCCAUUAAGAACGGAGCCAGUACAGGAAAUACAUACCCUGGUUUUACGAGGGUCAAUCAUGGAAAAUACGCAGUUAGUGACGUACGGGCUCACAUUGGAACUAGCAACCUCAUAUGGGACUACUUUUAUACCACAUCAGGAGUCAGCUUUGGAACACACAACCCUGCCAUUGUUUCCCAACUUCAGGAGAUUUUUGAUGCUGACUGGAAUUCACCCUAUUGUGUCCCGGUUGAAAAACUGGAACAACGCCUUUCUUCUUCAUUCUAGGAGUGCUUGUUUUCAUUUAUGUUUUGAUGCUGACGGGAAUUUCAAAUUGGUGAUUUGAUUUGUGGGCAAUAUAAUAUUUAUCUUCAUGAA